Molecule: messenger RNA, 855 nt
Organism: Hansenula ciferrii
Lineage: Eukaryota; Fungi; Ascomycota; Saccharomycetes; Phaffomycetales; Wickerhamomycetaceae
Product: inositol monophosphatase family protein
Exons: 1
Coding region: 1-855 (284 amino acids)
Biological process (GO): phosphatidylinositol phosphate biosynthetic process; inositol metabolic process; signal transduction
Molecular function (GO): inositol monophosphate 1-phosphatase activity
Source: RefSeq, a predicted model, not a curated record
AUGUCUAACGUCAAUUUUGAAGAAGUUAAAGAAUUCUUAAUUGAACUUGCUCAUGAAGCUGGUGAUAUUAUAAAAUCAAAAUCUGGUAAAGAAUCAUUUGAUGAUAAAAAAAAUUCAGUUGAUCUUGUUACAGCAAUUGAUAAAUUAGUUGAAAAGACAGUUUCUACCAAGAUUUUCGCAAAAUAUCCAAAUUAUAAAUUCAUUGGUGAAGAAACUUUUAUUGAAGGUGAAACUAAAUUAACUGAUGAUCCAACUUUUAUUGUUGAUCCAAUUGAUGGUACUACAAAUUUUAUUCAUAAUUUCCCUUAUUCUUGUAUCUCAUUAGGUUUUACUGUGAAUCAAAUUCCUCAAGUUGGUGUUAUUUUCAAUCCUCAUUUAAAUUUACUUUAUAGUGCUAUAAAGGGUAAAGGUGCAUUUUUAAAUAAUGAACCAUUACCAAACUUAUCAUCAAAACCAUUAACUUUACAAAGUUCAAUCAUUGCUUUAGAAUCAGGUUCUGAUAGAGAAGGUGAAAUCUUUGAUGUUAAAUUAGAAACUUUUAAAUCUUUAUUAAGUCGUAAUCAUGGGUUUAUUCAUGGAUUUAGAUCUUUUGGUUCAGCUGCAAUGAAUAUUUCUCAUACUGCUACAGGUCAAUUAGAUGCUUAUUGGGAAGGUGGAUGUCAAAGUUGGGAUGUUGCUGCUGGUUGGGUCAUUUUAGAAGAAACUGGUGGGAAAGUUGUUAGUGGUAAUAAAGGUGGCUGGACCACUCCUGUUGAUAGUAGAGUUUAUUUGUUUGUUAGAGGUGCUCCUGAAGCUGAUCAAAAAAAAUUUAUUGAAGAUUUUUGGAGUAAUAUUAAAGGUCAAUUGAAUUAUUGA